Molecule: messenger RNA, 1179 nt
Organism: Aaosphaeria arxii CBS 175.79
Lineage: Eukaryota; Fungi; Ascomycota; Dothideomycetes; Pleosporales
Exons: 4
Coding region: 1-1179 (392 amino acids)
Source: RefSeq, a predicted model, not a curated record
AUGGACAAAAUCCCUCCUGGUGCAGACCUGACUCUCAUACCCAUUGCCCCACCUCCGUAUCCUGGAUAUGUGCCUAAUCUCAAUGGAAAGGGGGAACUGGAAGACAUGUCGAUUGCAGUAUGCGCAACGAUUGUUGCUCUGCAACUGAUACUGUUAACUAUCCGGCUCUUUACCAAACUCAAGGCGAAGUCUCGCCUGGCUUGCGAUGAUUGGUGCGCAGUUAUUGCAGCUUUGCUGUCAUUCGGUCUUGCCAUAACGGUCGUUGGUCAAAGAUCUAGAGCAAAGCACAUGUGGGACAUAUCUCUUGCAAGUGCGAUAGAUCCAACACUAGCAAAGAUCGGUUACUCUUCAAUGAUUCUGUCCGGUCCUGCCCUCUUCAUGGGCAAGGUCACGAUGCUCGCCCUCUAUCUCACGAUUUUUGGACACAUUCGCAAAGUCAAGUGGAGCAUCUACGCGGUAAUGUUCUUUGCGCUUACAACCGUAGUCAUGACACCACUGGAUGCUGUCAAAUGCGGAAGAAAGAAAGGCCAGGGCUGGGGUGAACAAAAUCCAGCCUGCGAAGAAACUUAUGUUUACGGUGUGGUACAAGGGGUUGUCAACCUCGUAGUUGACCUCUACAUUCUCAUCCUACCUAUUCCUAUCAUAAUGAACCUUAACUUGCCGCUGAAGAAGCGACUCGGCGUUUUGGUAAUCUUCCUCACCGGCUCUAUCGCGAUCGUAGCCGAUAUCAUCGCUAUGAAAUUCCGUGUCGAUCUCGUCAAAGCGAAGGAUCCUGCUUGGGCAGGAUUUCUCAUUCUUUUGCUAAGUGUUGUCGAGACUGGUAUAUCGGUUAUGUGUUCCUGUAUGCCGACACUCGCAAGCUUUGGCCGCCGACAUCUCUUCCAAUCCGAAUAUUUCAUUGCGAUACGCUCAUUUUUGUCGUCUAGUCGGAGUCGCGCUUCAUCCAAUACUUCUUCCUUCUCCCCAUUCAGUUACCGGACCUCUAGACCAAAGAAGCGCCUGGACCCGUACUCGAUCAACAUGCCCACCAAUAACUCAGUGAGUCAGCUACAUAGCAAUGCUUAUGUCGAGCUCAACGACCACGGCAGUCUUGCACCUUCGCGGGACAUUCAACGAACCACGGAAGUGGAGCAGAUUAGUAUCCAUAACUCGGAAAAAUCAGCUGGCCGUAUUGUAUAA